Molecule: messenger RNA, 2125 nt
Organism: Oncorhynchus gorbuscha (pink salmon)
Lineage: Eukaryota; Metazoa; Chordata; Actinopteri; Salmoniformes; Salmonidae
Product: B9 domain-containing protein 2-like
Exons: 3
Coding region: 1016-1606 (196 amino acids)
Biological process (GO): cilium assembly
Cellular component (GO): MKS complex
Source: RefSeq, a predicted model, not a curated record
CAUGUAAAUCUCUCUCAGACAAGGUGACUUCUAAAAUCCCCUAUGGGAGAAAUUAUUGGAACCAUUUCCUUGUUUGACCGCUAGGUUUUAUGGGUAUUAUGACUCAUACUGUGGUACUCUAUGAAAAUACAAGGGCAAUUGCCUCUUAUUGUUGACCCAUUUGUGAGUGAUAUGUGCUGAUAAAAAAAAAACAUUGAAGCUCUGUUUUCUUAUUUUUUAUCCUUGUCUGUUUUCAACCUGUCUGAUGCCAUUAUCUGGCUGUGGAUAGAACAUGGCUUUCUUGAUGCUGUUUUUAAUGAUGUAAUGGAAGCAUACCUUCUCUUUUCAACUGUUUGUUUUUAGUUUAAUUAUAUUAAUAUGCAGCAAUAUGCAGCCUUGUGUACCCUAGUUAGUACACAAUAAUGCAUCAUCACAAACAUUUGAUUGAAAUAAAUGUACACAGUCGGCUAUACUGUUGCACAUCUUUGUCUAUAAAAAACAGUCUUCCAUUGCAAUACGGCAGUUCACAAUUUCCCUAGUUUUCUACAAGGUCAUCCAGGCAAGGAGUACAACCAUAAGAGCAUUAGGUAAACACCAAUUAUUGAUUUUUUAAAAAGUUUAUAAAGACAAAUUCCCUCUCUUGACAUAAAUAUUUGAUUCCCUUGUGGAAGGAAGGGAACAGAGCGGUCAAAACCUUUUGCCGAUUUCUCUCAACGUCAGCCUCCGUAGUUUCUUGUUUGGUUGCCAAGGAAAUGAGGAUCAUGGUGGCUUCAGCAUUUUCAUCUGAUUGAAUCCAAGCGGUAGCUGUGUUUUUGACAUUAUUGUUUUUGUUUUACUGACUAUGUUUUGUAUGAAGUGAUGUAUUAAAAACGUUAAUCAAAUGUUCUAGUUUGCUAACUAUCUAACAACCAUAUUUCAGGCCAGCUAUGUUGACAAAUGUAUCAUUUGAACCUACGACUACGAGGCUAGCUAGCUAACGUUAGCCAGAUAGCUAACUAGCUAGCUAAUCCUAGCUAGCCACUGACACUGUAAACAGAUGUUCAAUUCAGCGUUAUUACGUGCUCUACCUGCAGGCAGAGGAGCUGCACAUAUACCAGUAAUGGCAGAGCUGCAAAUUGUCGGUCAGAUCGUUGGGGCAAGCGGCUUCCCUCAUAGCAGUCUCUUCUGCAAGUGGGGAAUUCAUACAGGGGGUGCAUGGCGACUUCUCUCGGGCUUGAAGGAGGGGCAGACCCAAGUGGAUUUGCCUCAGACAGGGGACAUGGCAUUCUGGAGUCAUCCCAUUGAUCUGCACUACACCACUAAAGGACUGCAAGGCUGGCCCAAGCUUCACCUGCAGGUUUGGCACCAGGAUGCAUUUGGGCGCUGUCAGCUGUAUGGGUAUGGAUAUUGCCAUGUGCCCUCCAGCCCUGGGCACCACCAUGUACGCUGUGAGACCUGGAGACCACUGGGAUCCUGGCAAGAGCAGAUAGCUCAAACCUUUGUGGGUGGAGGUCCCCUGCUGCGCUCCCCAGACAUCAUAUACAGUGGGGCGGACAGAUAUAGGCUGCAAACAGUGGCUAUGGGCACUGUAGAGCUGGAGCUAGGCAUCAUCAUGCGACACUUUGACAGAUAUGGUGUAAAGAGCUGAAAUGUUGAGAGAUUGGACAGAGCAAAGGGUGAAUGGAGAGAGGCCUGAAUGGAGCACUGUAUUGUUCGUGGGGAUUUUGACCAUAUCUGCAACGGGUACAUAAGACUGAGCAGGUCAGAUUAGAUAUUUUGCCUUGUGAGAUGUGUUGAUGUUGCAUACAUUCACUAUAGAUACAAAAGUAUGUGGACGCCAAUUCAAAUUAGUGGAUUUGGCUAUUUCAGCCACAACCAUUGUUGUCAGGUGUAUAAAAUCAAGCACACUGCUAUGCAAUCUCCAUAGGAAAAUAUUGACAGUAGAAUGGCCUUACUGAAGAGUUCAGUCACUUUCAACAUGGCACUGUCUUAGGAUGCCAUAUUUCCAACAAGUCAGUUUAUCAAAUUUCGGCCCUGCUAGAGCUGACCCGGUCAACUGUAAGUGCUGUUAUUGUGAAGUGGAAACGUCUAGGAGCAAUAAAUGCUCAGCCGUGAAGUGGUAGGCACACAAGCUCACAGAACGGGGCCGCCGAGUGCUGAAGCGUGU